CGGGCCGCGCCGAGGCCGCCAUGGCGCUGAGCGGGGCCCUGGCGCUCCGUGUUGCUUACGCGUCCUUCGGUGCCCUGAGCGGCCUCUCGGCCUUCUGCGCCUGGAGCGCCGUGCCCGCGCUGCGCCAGCCCGGCACGGCCGCGGCCGGCGGCCUCUCGGGUGUGCUGGCGCUCUGGGCCCUAAUCACGCAUGUGAUGUACCUGCAGGAUUACUGGAGGACCUGGUUAAAAGGGCUGAGGUUCUUCCUCUCCGUCGGGAUCCUCUUCUCCGCCCUCUCCGGGCUGGGCUUCUGCGCCUUCCUGGCCCUGGCCAUCACCCAGCACCAGUCCCUGACUGACCCCAAGAGUUACUACCUGUCGUGCGUGUGGAGCUUCAUGGCGCUGAAGUGGGCGCUGCUGCUGAGCCUCUACUCGCACCGGUACCGGGCCGAGUUCGCCGACAUCAGCAUCCUCAGCGACUUCUGAGCCUGCCGGGAAAGGCUUGAAAUUUUCCCCGAUGUGUCAAAAGCAGCACCAGAAAAACCCCCAGCGAGCUGGAGGAGUUACUGAAACCACUUUGGUGCCUCGUGACCUUUCCAUGAGAAGUUUGGAUGAAUAUCCUCCCAGAAAAACACUCACUGAAAGAACAAAUUGAAAUGUUUGAGGGAAAAGCCACAGACCCUCCAAAUGUGGGGACAAAAGCCCCUUGGGGUGUGGGGCUGCUCCUUCCUGCACUUCAAAGCUCAUUGUGUUCCUCCCUUGGCUCCGGGAUCCCAGCCCCGAUCCCAAACCUCCCCUCCCCCGGCCAGAACCCUUCUCCUGGUGAAAUUCAAUUCAAUUUUCUUUUAUUUUAAAAGGAAAACAAUAAAAAACAAAACAAAAAAACCCA
Molecule: messenger RNA, 867 nt
Organism: Lonchura striata (white-rumped munia)
Lineage: Eukaryota; Metazoa; Chordata; Aves; Passeriformes; Estrildidae
Gene: SLC48A1
Product: solute carrier family 48 member 1
Biological process (GO): heme transport
Cellular component (GO): lysosomal membrane; plasma membrane
Molecular function (GO): heme transmembrane transporter activity; heme binding
Source: RefSeq, a predicted model, not a curated record